Penicillium samsonianum is the source of this 1770-nucleotide messenger RNA. RefSeq lists its product as uncharacterized. NCBI's taxonomy places the organism in Eukaryota, Fungi, Ascomycota, Eurotiomycetes, Eurotiales, Aspergillaceae. The transcript has a single exon. The record is from RefSeq and is a predicted model, not a curated record. Gene Ontology annotation, molecular function: oxidoreductase activity, acting on paired donors, with incorporation or reduction of molecular oxygen; monooxygenase activity; iron ion binding. The coding region runs from base 1 to 1770 and encodes 589 amino acids.
AUGUUUACAGCUACGACCGCGGCCAUCGCCGUCGUUCUGGUGGCCGUCCUUUACGUUGGCUAUAGGUCAGCCCUGCCGUGUCCACUGCCCGGCAUUCCCUACAAUGCCGCCGCCGCCAACAGGCUGCUCGGAGACAUCCCAGAUAUGCUUAGUGAGGUAUCCAAGUCGGGCGAUAUCGUGGCGUGGCUGCGCGACCAGAACCUCAAGUCGAAGUCCGUCAUUAACCAGAUCUUCAUCCGGCCCAUGGGCAAGCCCAUCCUGCUGGUCAGCGACUAUGAGGAGGCCCGAGAUGUGAUGCUCAACCGCAUCAAGGAUUUUGACCGCACCAGCCUGACGGCCGAGAUGUUCAGCGGGCUGCUCAACAGGCAGCAGUUCACGCUCAAGACAGGCCCGGAGUGGACGUUCCACCGCCGCCUCGUCCAGGACACCAUGACGCCGGCCUUCCUGCACGAAGUGGCCGCCCCCAGCAUCUACACCAGCAGCCUACGCUUCGUGGAACUGUGGCAGGCAAAGGAGACGCUGGCAGGCGGCCGGCCGUUUUCUGCCACCGAGGACAUUUUCCACUCGGCCUUGGAUGCUGUUUUGUCCUUUUCCUUUGGGUCCAAGUUCCCUCACAGCGCCACGGAGCCGCAGACCAAGAGGCUCAGGGACUUUCCGGGAAGCGAACCUCGCUCAGAUGGACUUGGAGCAGACCGAGACCAGGCUGUCCACUUCCCGCACGCGGAAAUCGACGAGGCUAUCGACUCGAUGCUCGAGCUGGGCGAUGCCAUGGAGCAGGUCAAGAGCUCACCAUCACCACGCAUGAAGUGGUGGUACGUCAAAGCCACACCAACGUUUAAACGCUGGAUGAGCAUUAAAGACGGCUGCAUCCGACGGGAGAUUGAAAAGGCCGUCGAGGCACGCCGGCAGAACCAACAUUCCAGCAUCGGUCAGACAUGGGAGCGGUCUGCCGUCGACCGCAUCGUGGACAGGGAGGAGAAGCACGCCCAGAAGGAGGGAAGGAGCCCCGACUACUUCUCGGCGGCCGUCAUGGACGAGGUCUUUGGGUUCAUAGUCGCUGGCCACGACACCAUGAGCACGACCAUGUGCUGGGGCGUCAAGCUCCUGGCUGAUCACGCCGACUCCCAGUCACAGCUUCGACGAGCCCUCCUCGCAGCCUUCAGCUCCGCUGCAGCAGAGAAGCGCGCUCCCACAGUCGAGGAGAUCAUGCAGACGUCGGUGCCUCUGCUUGACGCCACCAUGGAAGAGAUCCUACGCUGUGGCGGCACCGUGCCCAUCGGUGAUCGCGAGGCGACUAAGGACACGACGCUGCUGGGCCACAGGAUCCCGAAAGGCACGCUUGUCUUCUUCUUGCACAACAGCCACAGCAUGCUCUCGCCGGCGCUCGACGUAGACGAGAGCCGCCGCAGCCCGCGCUCACUGCAGGCAAAGGAACGUGGGCAGACGCGCAGCUGGGAUGAUGUGGACAUCGAGCAGUUCAGGCCGGAGCGCUGGCUGGUCCCGGAAAGCAAGGGCGACAAAGACGGCGGUCACGGCGACGGUAUGGUCUUUGAUUCCCAAGCUGGGCCCAGCAUCCCGUUCGGUCUAGGCGUCAGGGCGUGCUUCGGGCGCAGGCUGGCGUAUGUCGAAUUUAGAAUCAUGUUGACUAUGAUGAUAUGGCAUUUUGAGCUGCUCAAGUGCCCCGACGCCAUGUCUGGCUAUGGAGGGUGCCUCGCCGUGGUGAACAAGCCGCGGCAGUGCUUCGUGCGUCUUCAGAAGGUCAGCAUGUAG